Molecule: messenger RNA, 1776 nt
Organism: Rhineura floridana
Lineage: Eukaryota; Metazoa; Chordata; Lepidosauria; Squamata; Rhineuridae
Exons: 10
Coding region: 362-1258 (298 amino acids)
Source: RefSeq, a predicted model, not a curated record
GAGUGGGAGGUGCAGGGAUUAAUAGGGCCUAGCAGCCUUCAACAGUUUCAUAGUUGUCCCUUUCUCUCACAGGACAUCCGGCUCCAAGCAAGGAAGCUUUUUUCCCCUGCUAUGGCAACAGUUUUGUUCCUGUCCUUAAUGUCUGUUUGGGCUUGCUGCUGGGGCAACUGAGCUACCACAGUGUCGCUCUACUAGGUGGAACACUGUGAAAUCUGUCUGACCAUAGUCAGAAAAGACUGGUGCAAUGCAAUCCUGAGUACGUUUAUUCAGCAAUGAGUCCCACUGAGUUCAAAAUAUUUAUUUCCAAAUGUGCUGAUCUGUUAACCUACAAAGUACUUCCUUGGGGGAAUGUGUUCCUGUAAUGCUCAUGGAAGCCUUCACAUCUUUUUUCAAGAUUCAGAGGCUUCAGCCAUUGAAAUUCACCUACAGGAAACUUUCAAAAGGUGAAAAUGAAAAAUCCAGCCCUCUAGAUCAAGGCCAGUCUUUUCCCAGGUCAGACAUGGAGAACCUCACUCACUCAUUAUUGGAUCUGUUCUUAGUGAAAGCAACAAGGGAUGUGUGUCCUAAUGUGGUCAAAAUUGGUGUGAAUGAUUUUUCCAAUGACUACCUCAACAAGGCUGCUAUUUUCAAUAGCAUGGAUGAAAUAGUGACUGAAGUGGCCCAUGCAGCUUUACCCAAACUAAUCCAAGAGGCACAGCAAGAACUGGAGCAGGAGGAAAUGCUUGAUGGGAUCAUCUUAUGUGUUGUUGAGGAGGAAGUCAAAGCCAUAAUCCAGUCUGUCCUUAAUGAAUGUCUUGCUGAAAUGUUUAAGCCGCAGCAGCAGGAGGUUGCUGCGUUUGCUGCUAAACAACUUAUUGACAUAUUUCUCCUGGAACGUGUGAUAGGGAAGAUGAGUUUGCAGGGCCCAAGGUUUUCUGGGAAGGAGCACUCAAGCAUGAUUUUAGAUAAUUUGAUUUUCGAUAUUCUUCUCAGGCAGUUCUUUAGCAUUCAGCAGCAGCAGCGAGUUUCCUCCGAAAACAUUCCCCUGGGAGAUUUCCAUCUGAAAGCUUUUACCAAUGUGGCUUUAGAUGUUAUCUUGACAGAGCUGAAUAAAGUGGCGGACGAGGACAUGGAAGAUCUGCUGGAAUAUGAAACGAAAGCUCAGUGUGCAGUUACCAUCGUUCCCUUGCAUCAGGAAAGGACAGAAGGUAAGGCCUCUUGCACCAGGCCCAACACCCAAUCUGUAGGCUCCAUACUCCCUGUCAAUCCCAGGGAGUGAUGCUGUACCCCUGUUCCUUCCUGUGCCUUAAUAGGUUUGUGAGGUCUGAGCAUACUGUAGAUUGUCCCACGCAGCUUUCUGCAUGAGACCACAGCUUUGGGCUAUUCAGCUUUUGUUGAGCCCUGUACUUACUAUGCCAUGUUUAAUGCAGAUGCCAAAUACUCUCAUCUAUAAAUGACUGAAGACACAUGAGCCUUUUACUCUAUUACAUCUGCUUAUCAUACAUCUAUUAAAACUAGGAUUUGCACUGAGAAGUAUUAGCAGAAUGUCUCUCUCUGAACAAAAUUGAUCCUCUGCUCUCAUGGAAGGGCUUGUUACAUGAUUGAUUGAGAUAAAUAUUUAAAUCAUUCUCUCUCUGAUAUAUUUCAUUUACAAGGACAAGAGUCUUUAACAGAAGUGGAAGUGAGAAAAAGAUACCCCGAAUAAUGUAAGACUGUUGAUAUGCUUACUUUUCACCUAGCGUAUAUGUGAGAUGAACACUAUGUUAUGUUUAUCUUGAUUCUCCAUGUGAUGCAAGA